AUGGACUCUCAAACUUCGAAGUCAUAUAUGGCACCUCUGAAGAACAAAUUAGAGGAAGGAACUUUCAUAGUAGGAAGUAUUGGAGCAGGGUAUGUAGGAGCAAUUACUUCAAUAAUCUUAGCAGCUAGAUAGCCAAAUUUGAAAAUUAUAGUCUGUGAUGUGAUGCAAGAAUAGAUUAAUAAAUGGAAUGAAGGACGAUUCCCAUUUUAUGAGCCAGAUCUUGAAAAAUACUAUGAUAUUGCAGUGAACGUAAACAAAAAUAUUACUUUCACAGUUGAUGUUGGUAAUUGCAUAGACUAAUCAGAUGCUUUGUUUAUUUGUGUGAAUACACCUCCCAAAGUUGACUCUGAUGCUGUACUUGGAAAAGAAGCUGAUAUGACAUACUUUGAUGCAGCGAUUAGGAAUAUCUCCAACUAUGGCAACCCUGAAAAACAUAAGAUUCUUAUUGAAAAGAGUACUGUUCCAGUAGGUACAUAUAAGCGUAUCAAUUCUUUAUUGGGAGAGAAAAUCUAAAACCCAGAGGCUUGUUUCACCAUAGUAAAUAUGCCAGAAUUUUUAGCUGAAGGGUUAGCUGUUUAAAGACUUUUAAAUCCUGACAGGAUAGUUAUAGGGACUACUGAGGAUUUAAAUGGAUAAGAAGCAUUUGAAGUGAUCAAGGGACUAUAUACAAACACGGAAACAUUAUUCUUAAAACUUAGAACUCCUAGCAGUGAGCUGGCUAAAUUAUUCAUUAAUGGGAUGCUAGCAUAGCGAGUAACUUCAAUGAAUUCUAUGACAUAUCUUUGUGAAAAAUUUGGAGGAAGCAUAUAGGAGGUACAGCGAAUGACAGGUAGUGACCCAAGAAUAGGUCCUCUUUGGCUACAGGCCUCUCCAGGUUUUGGUGGGAGUUGUUUUGAGAAAGACAUCUUAAGUUUGAUCUAUAUAUUUGAAUCAGAGGGACAGCAAGCUUAGGCUUUGUACUGGAAAGCCUUGCUUAAUAUGAAUGAUGCAUAAAAGCAUAGAAUUUUAGACAUGAUUAUUUCUGAGUUCCCUGAACCAGAGAGUACCACUCUUACAUUAUUUGGAUUCGCUUUCAAAAAGAAUACUUCUGAUACCAGAUUGACAGCAAUAGCAUAUAUUGCUAAUGGCCUUAUUCACAAGGGAUAUCACGUUAAGAUCCAUGAUCCAAAGGUGACAGAGAGAAGUUUUCAUUUUGAGAUGGAAGUUUAAGGUUUUAACAUUGUAGAAAAGACAAAUUACGAAUUCUGUGGAUCUGACUAUAGAAAAGCAGUUUCAGGAUCAAGCGCAAUUAUCAUUGGCACUGAAUGGGAUGAAUACAACGAAUUAAACUAUAACGAGCUGAUUACAUUGAUGGAUGGAGAUAAGAAAAACUUGUAUGAUUUUAGAUCAUAUGUUGAUGUAUAACAAAUACAAUAAGCAGGAUUUAGCAAAGUCUUUAAACUAGGAAAUUGA
Molecule: messenger RNA, 1452 nt
Organism: Stylonychia lemnae
Lineage: Eukaryota; Ciliophora; Spirotrichea; Sporadotrichida; Oxytrichidae
Source: the annotation of a GenBank genome assembly